GUAAUUUCAUUAUUUUUCUUGAAUAUAACAUUAAUAAUAACAAUAUAAAUAGGAAAAGACGACAGUGAACGUUUCAAAUCUCAAUUCUUACAUGUACGUUUGUUACGAAUUUAUCUCUGAAAAGAUGAGGCAUGGAAGGGGAAAAUCAACAGUAAUCUGACAGUUCGCGAAAAUAUACUUAUAAACUCUACGUAAAGAAACUGGGUUUCUGCAAAUGUUUAUCGAAAGUAAUGUUGAAGUAUCAUCGCAGUCAUGAAAUGAAUGUGAAUCUCAAAAGAUGUGCUCAUCAAACAACAAUGUUGCUACGGAUUAGUACGACAAUCGGUUUAAUUAUUAAAUGUUUUCAGUUGAUGUAGGUUAGCCUGGAAUUACCAAUUAAUGUAUAAAAACAGUGUUUGAAUUUGUAUGUACUUGGUAAACGGCAUCGAGUUUGAUGCGACCAAGCUGUUACCACCAAAGUUACGGAGUCGAGCGUAUGAGCUUUGCAUCCAGACUUUUAACUGAUGCUGGUUCCAAUGGCUGACGAAAUAAUUGUCUUUUCAAAUGCAUUAGUAAAAAAUUAAGAAUACGUGAAAGUGCCAUAUCAAACAAUUGAGCAAAGGCAAUUGCCUAAAGUAGUCGCGCGAGUUUGUUCGCGAUCAGUCAGUUUAAAAAGCAAAAGUACAGCCCGAUAACCUUGAACUUCAUUGAUCAGCUCUCGGUCUUGAGCCUUGCACUUGAAAAAGCGACACGUGCAUCGUCAGCCUCUUUGUGGCCCCUCUCUCUCUCCUUCUCUGUGUCAAUCGUGCUCUGCUCCUACACUCACGCUUUUAUAAAUAACGUUGGCUUUUCGCGCUUUUCGCCACUGAUUUUCUUCAUUUGCAUCGCACUUAUUUCGCGUUGGUGCGUCGAUCGACUUGGUCGGAUCUAGUUGCCGCUAAUUGAGCUUCAUCAGUGCCGUUCAAAACAGUUCGCUCAAAGUACAUUGUGUAACAUUUCGCCUCUCUGUGUGGAGCUUCUUUCGAGGUCGAUUUUUGUUUCACAUUAGUGGUGGACUUAAUUUAACUAGAACAAGUACACGAUACAUUUCAGCUUUGAGACGACUAGACCUAACGCGCAUAGAAAAUGUUACGAUUACUCGAGACUUUGAGUGGACUUGAUUCUGCUGAUACAAGAGUAAUUGAUAAAUAUUAAUCAUGUUGGAUAUGACAAUAUCGGAUAUAAAAGACAUGGUUAAAGACGCGAAAGAGAAAGUUAUUCUUCACUGGAACUACAGAAAUUUGAAGGAAAUCCCAGAGGCAGUGAGAAAAGCGGGACGAAACGUGGAGGAAAUUUACUUGAAGUACAAUCAUUUGGAAUGUCUUCCUUACUGGAUAUCAGACUUUUCGAGGGUCACAAAUUUAUAUUUGCACGGCAAUCACCUCAAGAGUUUACCUGCUACAUUGUGUAAUAUGCUUCAGCUGACUAUUCUGGAUCUCAGUAAUAACGAACUGAAAGACCUUCCUAACGACUUGGGACGUUUAGCCAAUUUACGCUCUUUAGUUUUAAAUAAUAACUGCAUUGAAUCGCUACCUCCGUCUAUGUGUCAACUGCAAAAUUUAAAAUGCCUACAUUUAUCGAAAAAUCGUAUUAUUGCUCUUCCUGAAUGGCUUGGUUCGUUGCUCCAACUCGAAGAAAUAUUUGUCGAUUAUAAUUCUUUGAUAGAGAUUCCAAACAGAUUGACGCUGUUGAAAUCUCUGACAAUGUUGUCCGUUUGUUCGAAUAAUUUAAGUUACCUGCCACUAAAUGGAUUUCUUUCAUCACCUCACAUUCGUUUUGAUUCAAAUGCUUCGUUAAGUUACUUAUCGCUGCCUAUAUUUCACCACUUGGUAUCGAAAAUUCAACCGUACGAAUUGGAAGAAUCUACGGAUGCAUUGGCUUAUGGCUGUUUUAAAUACGAAGAGAGAACCAAAUGUAAGAAUAAUAUUAAAUUGUUAAUACGAGAUAAUAAUUCUGGAACAAACGAAAGGAUAGUGUUAGAAUUGCCAAGACAAUUAAUCUGCGUCUAUAGUCUUCAAGAGAAUAAAGUUAUUUCGUUAUGGGAAAUGUCUCUCAGAACAAUAUAUUGUCACAGGUAUCGACAUAAGCUUCGCAUUAUUCAAAAUCCGUCAAAAGUGAGCGUUGAAUAUGAGCGAAAUUUUACCAAGGCCACACUUAAUGAGAGUGAAUAUUCAAACUCUUUUCUACCCUACAAAUUAAUAAUGAAUGGCCCAACUAGCAUAUGCUUAAAUAACGAUUGCAAUCUACCUAUUUUCACUCACGCUUGGAUUAUUAUUGGAAUUAGGAAAAUUGAUUUUAUCAUUCCUGUGAUCGUGGUUUUUUGCAGUCAUAGAUGUGCCGCAGAGUUUGUCAAAUCAUCAAGCUUUACGGAAAUUUAUGAGAUUUGCUCUUUUCACAAGAUCAACUAGAAUGUAAAUAUUUUUAACAUGGAAUAUACAUUUUUUUAAUAAAAAGACG
Messenger RNA from Phymastichus coffea, 2475 nucleotides. Its product is annotated as leucine-rich repeat-containing protein 28-like. Lineage: Eukaryota; Metazoa; Arthropoda; Insecta; Hymenoptera; Eulophidae. The record is from RefSeq and is a predicted model, not a curated record. The coding region runs from base 1176 to 2426 and encodes 416 amino acids. Gene Ontology annotation, molecular function: protein binding. The transcript is spliced from 5 exons.